This is a messenger RNA of Malaya genurostris, 5565 nucleotides long. RefSeq lists its product as uncharacterized. Gene Ontology annotation, molecular function: nucleic acid binding. The transcript has a single exon. NCBI's taxonomy places the organism in Eukaryota, Metazoa, Arthropoda, Insecta, Diptera, Culicidae. The coding region runs from base 1 to 5565 and encodes 1854 amino acids. Gene Ontology annotation, biological process: DNA integration. The record is from RefSeq and is a predicted model, not a curated record.
AUGCCCCGACAAAACCAGCGAUCAGCAGUACCGGAUCAUAACUGUAGUGCUUGUGGUUUACCUGACGACAGUAGAAUGGUGAGCUGUGACGAGUGCCAUGCGUGGUUUCACUUUACCUGUGUCGGUGUUACUCAAGAAAUCGAGGAUCACAGUUGGAGCUGCUCGCAGUGCGCAAAUGACUCCAAGAAAGAUGAACACGACACAGGUGACGAUUUGACGGCAAACAAUAGCACUGACCCGCAACCUAUGCCAAAUCCAUUGUUAUCAGGUACAUCGAAGGUACAAUUAGCCGAAUUACAAUUACAACUGCUAGAAGAAGAGUACGCGCUUGAGCGAAAGUUCCUACAAAGGAAGUAUGAACUUUUAAUGACGACCAAAACAGGGAAUUUAGGGACAGACAGCACCAUCUUGCCACCGCGGCAUCAGUCAUCUCCCCUACCGCCGCGGCUCACAGCGCCUUUUCUCAAUCCCGUGAAUCCGUUACUCGAUACAGCCACAGUGAAUGAUACAGUAUUGCUCAACCAAAGCCAAAUUGCUGCACGUCACGCCGUAUCAAAAGAGUUACCAGUCUAUAACGGCAACCCUGAAGAAUGGCCACUAUUUUUCGCGACCUUCGAAAACACAACAAAGCUUUGUGGAUACACUCCUGAGGAAAACAUGGCGCGAUUGCAACGAUGCCUCAGAGGUAAAGCACUAGACGCUGUCCGCUGUCAGCUCCUGCACCCUUCAAAUUUGGGGCACGUCUUGUCGACACUCAAAAUGUUAUUCGGACGACCAGAAAUUAUUGUCUAUUCACUGGUUCAGAAAAUCAAUCAUAUUCCAUCGCCACGAGCAGAUAAGCUAAACUCGAUCGUCGAUUUUGCGCUAGCUGUGCGAAACAUGGUAGCCACAAUACAGGCAUGCAAUCUAGAAGAACAUCUUUGCAACAUUACCCUGUUGCAGAGCUUAGUAGAUAGAUUGCCUUCAAUGAUAAAGCUCAACUGGGCGACUCAUCGUCAAAACAUGAAACGAGUCACUCUAAUCGAAUUCAGCGACUGGUUAUAUGCGCUAGCAGAAGCAGCAAGUGCGGUGACAGUGCCUCCCUUGAUUAAUACUACCGAAGCUAAUCAUCGACGGGGAAGAAAUGACGACGGAUUCGUACAUGCACAUACGGUAACCGAGACGGGGCCGUCUUCACAAGAAUUCGAUGGCACAAAUUGCAUAAUCUGUCAGGGUAGUUGCCCGACAGUAGGUCACUGUAAGCAGUUCUUAAGACAAGACCACUCUUCUCGUUGGGCUCUUCUAAGGAACCACAAAUUGUGUCGUUGUUGUCUAAAGUUGCAUAAAGGACUGUGCAAAUUCAGUAAACAAUGCGGGAAAGACGGGUGCCCAUACAAGCAUCACCAGCUGCUUCAUAACGAUGCCAAGGACAAGUCGAAUCAACACAACCGCAGUGAUGCCCAACCGACUGAAACACAAUCGAUUAUGCAUAGCUCAACCGAGUUAGGUUCAAACAACUUCAAUUGCAAUACUCAUCGCACGUGCGAAAAGUCAGUGUUGUUUAAAUACAUUCCAGUAAUACUAUACAAUCAAGGGCGAUCCAUUAAUACGUACGCCUUCUUAGAUAGUGGAUCCUCACUUACGUUACUGGAAGAGAGUCUAGCAUCCGAUUUAAAUCUUCAAGGAGAAAGGCACCCUCUAUGCCUUCGGUGGACUGCCGAUACGUGUCGCUAUGAAGAUUCAGCGAUCAAGACCUCCGUUGAUGUAUCCGGAAUACGAAGCGCAGAUAAGAAGUAUCGUCUCUCUGAUGUUUAUACAGUAAAGGAGUUGAAGCUGCCUCUUCAAACCUUACCAGUGGAGAGGCUUGCCAGAAGUCAUGCUCACCUUAAGGGAAUACCGGUCGACUCAUACGUUGACAUACAACCUCGAAUACUAAUAGGUGUAAAUAACACCCAUGUCGUGCAUUCACUAGACAGUCGCGAAGGGAACGAGCACGAACCGAUAGCGACCAAAACUCGGCUUGGAUGGAUUAUCUACGGUACCAGUCUGACGCAUACUGCCCGUAGUAGCGAUCCCAUAGUUAACUUUCAUUUAUGCUCACACUCUUACGGAGGCAAUUCGUCAAAUGAUGACGCUCUCGACGAUGCCGUAAAGAAAUACUUUGCAUUAGAAAGUCUGGGAAUUACAAAGUCGCAAAAGGCAAUGCUUUCGACCGAAGACGAAAGAGCUCUGAAAAUUCUCCGUUCUACAACGAGUCUCUGCCAUGGUCGUUACCAAACGGGCCUCCUGUGGAAAUACGACGAUGUAAGGCUACCGAAUAGCAAACCACUAGCCGAGCGACGACACCGUUGCCUGAUGAAAAAGCUGCAACGCGACCCCGAACUGUUGAAUAUACUGAAGUUAAAAAUGAAUGAUUAUCUGGAAAAGGGAUAUAUUCGCAAGCUCUCAAGCGAAGAAUCCAUGAUGAACAACGAUCGUAUAUGGUACCUACCCAUAUUUCCCGUAUUUAAUCGAAAUAAACCGGGCAAAGUACGCAUAGUCUGGGACGCUGCGGCUUCGACAGGAGGCGUCUCGUUGAACUCAGUCCUUCUAAAAGGCCCAGACCUCUUAACAUCCUUACUAUCAGUACUGCACAAAUUUCGAGAGCGGCGAGUCGCGAUAUCCGGUGAUAUACGCGAAAUGUAUCACCAAGUCGUUAUAAACGAUGGUGAUCAGCACUGUCAACGAUUCAUGUGGUGCGAGGAUGACGAGGCAGGGGAGCCUAGCGAGUACAUCAUGAAAGUAAUGACCUUCGGGGCUACGUGCUCGCCCAGCAGCGCUCAGUUCAUCAUGAACGAGAACGCGACACGAUUCGAGCAACAAUUUCCGUUAGCGGUUGAUGCGAUCAGACGUAGGCAUUAUGUUGACGACAUGCUUGCAAGCGUCGACACCGAAAAUGAAGCGAUUCUGCUCGCGUCAAACGUUCGCUUCAUUCAUCAGCAAGGAGGCUUCGAGAUGCGAAACUGGAUGUCAAAUUCAUCAACGGUUCUAAGAGCACUUGGUGCUGCACGAAGAAAUGAUAAGAACAUGGACAUGGAUUCCAGCCCAUGCUUUGAGAAAGUGCUAGGAAUGUGGUGGAACACCGAGAAUGACGUUUUUCGAUAUAAACUGUCAACUGAUCGUAACCGUGAACUGCUCUCUGGAAAGGAAAUACCGACCAAACGCGAAGUUCUCAGAACGUUAAUGUGUACCUACGACCCCCUCGGUCUGAUCGCAAACUACAUGAUGCCUUUGAAGAUACUUCUCCAAGAAAUUUGGAGGGCCGGCACGGGCUGGGACGAGCGAAUUGGUGACAGAGAAUUUGCAAAGUGGAAUUCAUGGUUGAACAUGUUGCCGUACAUUGAAUCAGUGCGAAUUCCUAGGUGCUACUAUGCCCCUAACGCUAACAACAGCCGACAGAUAAUCGAGCUACAUACGUUUGUAGACGCCAGCGAGUCCGGAAUGGCAGCAGUGUCGUACUUCCGCUUUGUAACAGAGAAUCAAAUAUACUGCGUACUAGUUGGCUCCAAAACUCGAGUGGCACCGUUAAAAUUUGUCUCAAUUCCUCGUCUUGAACUUCAAGCAGCCGUCAUUGGUGUGAGACUAGCUCGAAGCAUCCUACAGAAUCACACCUACGAAAUUGCCCACCGUUAUUAUUGGACUGACGCACGUGACGUCAUAUGCUGGCUGAAGUCUGAUCACCGGCGCUAUUCACAAUUCGUUGGUUUUCGUGUGGGAGAAAUCUUAGAAUCCUCAAACACGACGGAAUGGAGAUGGCUGCCCGGCAAACUGAACGUUGCAGACGAAGCUACGAAAUGGCAGCAUUUACCAUCGUUCGACGACAGUAAUCGCUGGUUUCGAGCACCACCGUUUCUUUGGAAGCCGCACGCCGACUGGCCCGUAUCGUCGGUUAACGAGUGGACAUCGACAGAGGAGAUUCGAACAAACCUGUUGCAUCAUUCUGAGAGCCCGAUUAGCGAUAUAUUGGAGCCAAAAAAUUAUUCCAGCUGGAAACACUUAAUUCGAUUAACUGCCUUUGUCCGUCGAUUCCCGUUGAACGUCAGGCGGAGAAAGAUAGGAAAGUAUCCGGUAACAGGUCCUCUCACCAGCGAUGAACUAUCGGACGCUGAGAAGUUCCACUACAAGCGAAUCCAACAGCAGUGUUUCAGUGCAGAAAUGAAAAUUUUGUCUUCGCCUAAAAAGGAAACAGGAGAAAAAAACUUAUCCAAACGUAGCGUCCUUUAUAAACUCUGUCCAUUUGCGGAUAAUGACGGUAUCUUACGCAUUCACAGUCGUAUUGAUGAAAGUAAUUACGCCGGAAAAUAUACGAAGCAUCCUAUUGUUCUACCGCGAGAUCAUCCGGCUACCAACCUAAUCCUGCAAGAAAUACAUAAUCGUUACCACCAUCAAUGUCACAAAACAUUUAUUAAUGAAGUCAGCAGAAAAUUCUACAUCGCGCGAGUUCAUGUUGCAUGCUGGAGAAUCCGACGCGAGUGUCAACGCUGCAAGAUUCGGUCCGCGCGUCCUCAGCCACCAGCAAUGGGAAAUCUACCGAAAGCUCGCUUAGCAGCAUACGUUCGUCCAUUCUCCUACAUAGGCGUAGACUACUUCGGCCCCAUGACAGUGGUUAUCGGUCGCCGGUCGGAAAAGCGCUGGGGUGUCUUAAUCACCUGCCUGACCACCCGUGCCAUCCAUAUUGAGAUAGCCCACUCGCUCUCAGCAGAUUCGUGUAUAAUGGCGAUCAGAAACUGUAUAUCCCGAAGAGGUACUCCAGUCCAAAUAGUAAGCGAUCGGGGCACAAACUUCAUUAAAGCUGAUAAGGAAUUGAAAAAGGGACUAGCUGGCUUGGAUCAAGAAAGAAUGAUUGCAGAGUUGACGACGCCCGAAACCUCGUGGACCUUCAACCCACCCGCGUCACCACACAUGGGCGGCUGCUGGGAGCGGCUUAUCCAAUCGGUGAAAAGGGUGUUAGCAGAAAUUAGACCAACGCGACCUCCCUCGGACGAAGUCCUGAGAAACACAAUGCUGGAAAUAGAAAAUAUCAUCAAUAGUAGACCAUUAACACAGGUCCCGAUCGAUCAUGAGUCAUCUCCGGCUCUAACUCCCAACCAUUUUCUUGUCGGCUCCUCUAGCGGAUCAAAACCGCUCGUUCCAUAUGAUGACAGUGCUUCAGCUUUACGACAGAGCUGGAAGGUGUCGCAAAUAUUGGCAAACGCGUUUUGGAAAAGGUGGGUAGUGGAUUACCUACCAACGAUCACCCGGAGAACUAAAUGGUUCGAUCACGUUAAACCGAUCGCCGUUGGCGAUAUCGUCAUUAUCGUGGACCCAAAUUCACCCCGAAACUGCUGGCCUAAAGGCAGAAUUAUUUCUGUGAAACCAUCGAAAGAUGGUCAGGUGCGAUCCGCAACAGUACAAACAGCAACGGGCAUAUACGAAAGGCCGGCGGUGAAAUUGGCGGUACUCGACGUCGGCGCAAACAGGAGUAACUUGAACCAGGGCCCAACUACUAGGGGGGGCUGUUGUGCGCACCCCUCGUGCGACAACGCGCCGAACGAAGAGCAACCCUGA